GAAAUGCAGGAGCUCAAAAAGGGGAGGACCUCAGAAAAGCUGUUAAUUUUGUUCUUGCGAUCGUGAACUCCUACAGCAUGUACACCAAUGACAAGCCUCCAAGGGUGACGGCAUUCAUGGAUAACAUUCCAGAGACCGAGAACACUUAUUCGAGUAUAAAUGACCAUGUCUACACAUGCCUGGAUAAAACUGCUCCCAGUAACAGGUCAACAGAACCCAAGAGCUCUGCUGGGAGAAGGUCUUUGGACAGAAAGGCUUCACUGAUCUUUGUCUCUCUGUGGCUCAUCACUCUGAUCACACUCAUCGUUGGACUGGUCCUCUACUGUGGUCAGAGAUCAGCAAUACAGAGUGAGCUGGAGGCCCUGGAGCAUUGGGAAACAUCUAUGGUGGCAUUCUCAGCUUCUCUGGUGAACCAUUCAGAGACCAUUAGAUUGGGGCCACACUCUGAGGAUGUCAUCCUGGUCUACAGACACGUCAUCACCAAUGUUGGAAGUGCUUAUAACCCAUCUUCAGGCAUCUUCACAGCCCCAACAAAGGGCGUCUACUAUUUCAGUUUCACUGCCUUUGGAUGGAGUGAGAAUCCUGCUCAAGUCAGUCUCUAUUUGAAUCAUAAAUAUUUCAUGAGCGCCUAUGAUAACAAACCAGGACCGGGGCGUGGCACAGCGAACAUGAUCACACUGCAGCUGGACAUAGGAGACAUUCUUUAUAUAAAACUUCGGUCAAACAUGCAACUCCACGAUAAUGGAAAUUUGUACAAUACUUUCAGUGGCCACCUGCUCUUCCCCAUUUCAUUGACAGGAAAUAUCUAAAUGAUUUGAUAAUUAUGUACUGAGGACCAGUUCCACAAGACCCUACUAGCUUACUGCCUCAGUGUCCCCACUGUGGGCACUGUACUGUUAUAUCUCUUUAUAUCAACAAACAAAAUGUAUUUUGUGGUUCUGCACAUGAAGCUCAGCAGUUGAAAGCCAUUUUAAAUGUAAGGAAACAUUAAAUGUUAAGAAACAUGAGAAGUGGUAAACUAUACAUGACCACUGUCUAGACAAAGCACCACCAUAUAAGGGGUAUACAGGAAGGAAAGAUAGCGGAGAGAGGGUGAGAAGCCGCAACAGCAGCAAAGCCACACACACCAGGGACAGAAUAAAUCCCACAUUUUUAUCUGUUAUUUUUAAGCUUUAAUAUAUAUAGUAAAAAUGCUUUGCCAAAGAUUAGGUUCCUGGGUCAGUGGAGAAUAUAACUUGUGGACGCUGUAAAACGCAUCUUAACUACUGAGCUGUGACUGCAUGAUUACUCAAAUAAAUUGUACUCACAUUGCCAAUAAA
Molecule: messenger RNA, 1319 nt
Organism: Conger conger (European conger)
Lineage: Eukaryota; Metazoa; Chordata; Actinopteri; Anguilliformes; Congridae
Product: cerebellin-3-like
Exons: 6
Coding region: 78-809 (243 amino acids)
Molecular function (GO): protein binding
Source: RefSeq, a predicted model, not a curated record